Messenger RNA from Scheffersomyces coipomensis, 1246 nucleotides. RefSeq lists its product as uncharacterized. The coding region runs from base 160 to 1101 and encodes 313 amino acids. Lineage: Eukaryota; Fungi; Ascomycota; Pichiomycetes; Serinales; Debaryomycetaceae. The transcript has a single exon. The record is from RefSeq and is a predicted model, not a curated record.
UGUUAUUUUAUAUAAGUAUCAUUAAAGGCAAUCGUAAUAGAGGUGAUGAGUGUUAGCAUAACAUACCAAAAUUAUCGCUGCAGCAUAUCACAUACACAAUUUAAAAAAGAGAUAUCAAAUUAACACUACUGUCUCUUUUAAUCCAGGUAGAGAUCAAAAAUGGAUCAUUUUUAUCGACAUGUCCGAUUUAUUCCAGAUAAUUCGGUUCCAACUCGUUGCAAAAGUGUUCCUGGACUUAUUACUGAUAACGAUACCAUCCAAUUUAUCCUUGGAUUUCCUAGAUCAGAAAUAGAAAUAACUUCUUUCAUUGAACCUAAAAUUGCCAUUGAUUAUGAAGAAAUUUGUCAAUUGAUAGAAUCUGAAUUUAUUAGUCUGAGACGAGUUGAUAGACUUAUAAUAAUGUUCCAUAUUGAAGGCUAUGCUACUCAAGAGAAUGGAGAGAGUAAUUUAGGUUUACUUGUUGAUCUUAUCAAUGACUAUGGUAGAUUCUUUUAUUCUCAAAUUGAACAUAUCGAUAUUAGAUUUUGUUGUGGAAUUUGUGAAAAUCAAGAUAAUUUAGAUGUUAUAUUACAAUUACCUAAUUUAACAAACCUCACAUUUAGUUAUAUGGAUUUAACUUGGGUUGAUUUUGAAAAUUUAGAGUGUAAUUCAUUAUGUGAAAUUAAUUUUAAUAAAGUUCAAUUGGCAGAUUGGUCAAAGUUUAGAUUUCCUCCCAGUUUAAAAAGAUUAACGGUAGAUGUAGUUAAUCCAACCCCCGUUAAAUGUACCGAUCGUGGAAGAAACUAUCUUAUGUUCACUGACAAAAGCAUUAGAUACAGUAAAAAUCAAUUUAAACAAUUUCCUAUUCCUGAUGGAUUAGAUUAUCUUAAAUUAGAUAUCCCAGAUCUAGAUGAAUCCUUGUUAGAACUCUUGUUAAGUCCAAUUACAAGUUUAAGUGAAUUAGUAAUAACGCAUUCAAGAAUUAGAUUCUUAAAGGGAUGGAUUUUACCACUGAAUUUAACUAAAUUGGUAAUUGAAACUUAUGAACAUUUUGAUACAGAUUAUUGUUUACCUGCUACAUUAGAUGGACAAAUUCAUAUAUCCUACAAUAUUGAAGAAUGAUAUUGAUAUUUUGUUGAGACAUGAAUUUCUUUAACGCUCAUUAAUUUGCAAUCGAGAUUUAGUUAUGUCAUAUUUUUUAUAAUUACAUGGUUAUAAAUCUUCAAUUGCUUUUAUGACCGGUUAAAUGAAUUAUGUUACGCUAAUC